AUGAAGACAGAUGUGUACAGUAUGAAGACAGAUGUAUACAGUAUGAAGGCAGAUGUAUACAGUAUGAAGAUAGAUGUGUACAGUAUGAAGACAGAUGUGAAGAGUAUGAAGACAGAUGUGUACAGUAUGAAGACAGAUGUGUACAGUAUGAAGACAGAUGUGUACAGCAUGAAGACAGAUGUGUACAGUAUGAAGACAGAUGUGUACAGUAUGAAGACAGAUGUGUACAGUAUGGAGACAGAUGUGUACAGUAUGAAGAUAGAUGUGUACAGUAUGAAGGUAGAUGUGUACAGCAUGAAGACAGAUCUGUACAGCAUGAAGACAGAUGUAUACAGUAUGAAGACAGAUGUGUACAGCAUGAAGACAGAUGUAUACAGUAUGAAGACAGAUGUGUACAGCAUGAAGACAGAUGUAUACAGUAUGAAGACAGAUGUAUACAGUAUGAAGACAGAUGUGUACAGUAUGAAGACAGAUGUGUACAGUAUGGAGACAGAUGUAUACAGUAUGAAGGCAGAUGUGUACAGUAUGAAGACAGAUGUGAAGAGUAUGAAGGCAGAUGUGUACAGUGUGAAGACAGAUGUGUACAGUAUGAAGAUAGAUGUAUACAGUAUGAAGAUAGAUGUGUACAGUAUGAAGACAGAUGUGUACAGUAUGAAGACAGAUGUGUACAGUAUGAAAAUAGAUGUGUACAGCAUGAAGACAGAUGUGUACAGUAUGAAGACAGAUGUAUGCAGUAUGAAGACAGAUGUGUACAGUAUGAAGACAGAUGUAUACAAUAUGAAGAUAAAUGUGUACAGUAUGAAGACAGAUGUGUACAGUAUGAAGACAGAUGUAUACAGUAUGAAGGCAGAUGUGUACAGCAUGAAGACAGAUGUGUACAGUAUGAAGACAGAUGUAUACAGUAUGAAGGCAGAUGUAUACAGUAUGAAGAUAGAUGUGUACAGUAUGAAGACAGAUGUGAAGAGUAUGAAGACAGAUGUGUACAGUAUGAAGACAGAUGUGUACAGUAUGAAGACAGAUGUGUACAGCAUGAAGACAGAUGUGUACAGUAUGAAGACAGAUGUGUACAGUAUGAAGAAUGAUGCAUGA
Messenger RNA from Haliotis rufescens (red abalone), 1089 nucleotides. Its product is annotated as cytoskeleton-associated protein 4-like. Gene Ontology annotation, biological process: inner dynein arm assembly; cilium-dependent cell motility; cilium movement. The record is from RefSeq and is a predicted model, not a curated record. The transcript has a single exon. Bases 1 to 1089 code for a protein of 362 amino acids. Gene Ontology annotation, cellular component: axoneme. Lineage: Eukaryota; Metazoa; Mollusca; Gastropoda; Lepetellida; Haliotidae.